CGGAAGUGUUCUUAUUAAAAUAACAACAUCGUCCACGUUGAUCUGUGACAGACGAUCAUGAGAUGACAGCUCAUAUUUGAGAAGAAUGGGACAGACUGGAAGCGCGAACCCCGCUCCCGUUCCUGGGGGACCAGGAGAGGCAAACGAUGGACCGUCGUGGUGGUGUAAGCUCGUCGCCAAAGGGGCAGGAGUAGCGGCCGGCUUGUCGGCACUUAUCAUUGGAGUAAUGAAUUGCUUUACAUUUACGCCAAUAUGUUUGGCAGCAGCUGUUAUAUUGAUGAUGAUUGGGUGCAUGCUGAUAGCCCUGGAGGCACCGUGCUGCUGCCCUUUCCUGGACUUCAUUCAGCCGCUGGGACGCUGGUCCGAUGCUAGGCCACAUCUUCAGAAAGCUAUACUAUAUGGCGUAUGUGCGGUAGUUCCGAUUGCCCUAUGUUUUACCCUGACGCAGCUGUUGUCGUGUGCUCUCAUUAUGGCCACUGCUGUCUUCUAUGGCUUGAUGGCACUAGGCAAGAAAGGUGACCGAAAUGAGAUGGCUGUGCGGGCGAGGACAACUAGCGACACCGAGAUGAAAGCCACAUUGAUUAACAAUAUGGACAUAGAGGCUGACCAGAAGUGAUAGACAUGUGUAGACAGGACUCAAUAGUAUCUCAGUCUGUGCCAAAACCCUACUAGCCCAAACUCAUUUAUUGGCGACAUUUUAAAUAGCUUUCCACAUGUUCCAUGGCCUCAUGGCUCCAGGCAAGAAGUAGAAGAGUCUCUGGCAACAACUUUUUGAGUCUUCUAGCCUGAACUUGUGUCUCUACAUCAUUUUCUGACAAUGGUAAUUUUAAUAUAUGGGCUACUGUGAGCUGAACUACUCGGGCUUCAGACUAGUGGUUCAAGUUGCAGACUGGUAUCUGUGGAUAGUUGCAGAUCAUAGAUGGGUAGUUGCAGAUCACAGAUGGAUAGUUACAGAUCACAGACUGAUAGUUGCAGAUCACAGAUGGUUAGUUACAGAUCAUGGAUGGAUAGUUGCAGACCACAGAUGGAUAGUUGCAGAUCACGGAUGGAUAGUUGCAGAUCAGAGAUGGUUAGUUACAGAUCAUGGAAGGAUAGUUGCAGAUCACAGACUGAUAGUUGCAGAUCACAGAUGGAUAGUUGCAGAUGACAGAUGGAUAGUUGCAGAUCACAGAUGGAUAGUUGCAGAUCACAGAUGGAUAGUUGUAGAUCACACAUUGCUGUGAAACAUUUGCACCGGAACUGACAGACAGUUGGUGUGAGAUACCAGCAGAUGGGUAGUUGCAGACAAAUGGUUGGCUGGAGUACUGCCAUGUGGAGUCCCUCAUAUUCUCCAUGUAACAUUCCAACAUGCGUGCAACAGGAUCAAGAGUUUUCUCAAACUUGCAACUAAUGUUAUCAGUAGAUUGCCCUACAGUGAUUGGUGGCUAUCCCUGUUUUCCUUACUCAGUGUUCACAAUUGAGGGGUUCCUGGGGUCCUUGAAGUUGCUCCUAUGGUACCUGAAUCUAGUGACCCCUAAUCUUAAUCUUAUAAUGAGGGACCUGAAUCUAGUGACCCCCUAAUCUUAACCUUAUAAUGAGGGACCUGAAUCUCAUGAUCUAGGAACCCCCCAAUCCUAAUCUUUUAACGAGGGACCUGAAUCUAGUGACCCCCUAAUCUUAACCUUAUAAUGAGGGACCUGAAUCUAGUGACCCCCUAAUCUUAACCUUAUAAUGAGGGACCUGAAUCUAGUGACCCCCUAAUCUUAACCUUAUAACGAGGGACCUGAAUCUAGUGACCCCCUAAUCUUAACCUUAUAACGAGGGGCCUGAAUCUAGGAACCCCCUAAUCUUAAUCUUUUAACGAGGGACCUGAAUCUAGUGACCCCCUAAUCUUAACCUUAUAACGAGGGGCCUGAAUCUAGGAACCCCCUAAUCUUAAUCUUUUAACGAGGGACCUGAAUCUAGUGACCCCCUAAUCUUAACCUUAUAACGAGGGGCCUGAAUCUAGGAACACCCUAAUCUUAAUCUUUUAACGAGGGACCUGAAUCUAGUGACCCCCUAAUCUUAACCUUAUAACGAGGGGCCUGAAUCUAGUGACCCCCUAAUCUUACCCUUAUAACCAGGUACGGGAAUCAAGGGACCCCUAAUGUUAACCUUAUAACAAGGGACCUGAACCUGAGGACCCCUAAUCUUAAUCUCAUAAGCAGGUUCCUGAAUCUAGGGACCCCUAAUGUUAACCUUAUAACCAGGUACGUGAAUCUAGUGACCCCCUAAUCUUAACCUUAUAACCAGGUACUUGAAUCUAGUGACCCCUAAUCUUAAUCUUUUAACGAGGGGCCUGAAUCUAGUGACCCCCUAAUCUUAACCUUAUAACCAGGUACGUAAAUCAAGGGACCCCUAAUCUUAACCUUAUAACGAGGGACCUGAAUCUAGUGACCCCCUAAUCUUAACCUUAUAACCAGGUACUUGAAUCUAGUGACCCCCUAAUCUUAACCUUAUAACGAGGGACCUGAAUCUAGUGACCCCCUUAUCUUAACCUUAUAACCAGGUACUUGAAUCUAGUGACCCCCUAAUCUUAACCUUAUAACAAGGGACCUGAACCUGAGGACCCCUAAUCUUAACCUUAUAACCAGGUAAGUGAAUCUAGUGACCCCCUAAUCUUAACCUUAUAACCAGGUACUUGAAUCUAGUGACCCCCUAAUCUUAACCUUAUAACAAGGGAACUGAACCUGAGGACCCCUAAUCUUAAUCUCAUAAGCAGGUUCCUGAAUCUAGGGACCCCCUAAUCUUUACCUUUUAACAUUUAUGGCAUGGACCCCUCAACUUAAUUUUAAACACUGCUUACUUCAUACAUAACAUGAACACAGGUGGAGAAUUGUCUCCGGAAUGGCAUCUAAUAUACAGGAUAGAUAUAUGUACUUUCUGUGGUAAAGCUGUAAUCUGUGGGAUAAUAACUAGUUAAGAUUAUCCAGUAAUUGCAGUUUUUCUGACAUUAUCUCCCAUGUUACUUCUAUAGGCUACUAGAUAUUUUAGCCAUCAAUGGAACAAUCUUAUUUAAAAUCAGAUGUUUGUUCUUGCUACCGCUACACAAAGAUCUGAGAACAUCCCAUUACAGGUCACGUGAGAAUGACCUUUUGCAAACUUUAACUGACCAAUGAAAUUACUAACAAGAAGUCGAAAUUAUUCGAUCAGAAAGCAGCUUUAUGGCACCAGUUUCAUACUGGUGACUCCCUUUCCAGAACAAUAUAAUAUUAAACACAUGUUAAAUGAAUCAAAAAUAUUUUCACAAAGUUUGCCAUUCAAAAUAUGAAAGCUGAACAAAAGAAAACUCUGGAUUUUCCCAUAGGUGGCCAAGAUUAUAUGGCAGUACUUGCCAUGGGCUAUGGAUAGUCUCUACUGUGUCAGAAUUUCCCGUUUCAAUCAUUUCGAGGUUGCAUGAUUAAAAAACACUUUCCAAUUGUCAUUUUCCCACAAGGGGUAAGCGAUGCUGUUUGGUCGGAUGAAAGGUGUACUGACAUGACCCGUAAUGGGAUGUCCUCAGACCUUUGUUUUGUGAUAGCGAAAAUGAAGAUCUCAUUUUAAUGAGAUGGUCACUGAAACUUAAUCGAUGUUAUUCUCUGCAUGAUGCAUUGCUAUUACUGAUGUAGCUUCUGUAACAGUGACUAAAAAUUGUUAUCAGCUGGUUGUCAUGGUCAUAGAGCAAUUCCAUACUUUUGUCUUUCACAGAUAGUCAGACUAGCAUCAAGACCUUGCUGCACGUGGCUAUCAUGGCAAUAGUUUUAUCAUUUCUUGUUAAUUGUAGAUUUUAAUUAUUAUUUAUAUUUCCUGAUCAUGCAUUGAUUGUGAGUCUGGCUUUUGACAGGAUUUCCUGAUCAUGCAUUGAUUGUGAGUCUGGCUUUUGACAGGAUUUCCUGAUCAUGCAUUGAUUGUGAGUCUGGCUUUUGACAGGAUUUCCUGAUCAUGCAUUGAUUGUGAGUCUGGCUUUUGACAGGAUUUCCUGAUCAUGCAUAGAUUGUGAGUCUGGCUUUUAACAGGAUUUCCUGAUCAUGCAUUGAUUGUGAGUCUGGCUUUUGACGGGAUUUCCUGAUCAUGCAUUGAUUGUGGGUCUGGCUUUUGACAGGAUUUCCUGAUCAUGCAUUGAUUGUAAGUCUGGCUUUUGACAGGAUUUCCUGAUCAUGCAUUGAUUGUGAGUCUGGCUUUUGACAGGAUUUCCUGAUCAUGCAUUGAUUGUAAGUCUGGCUUUUGACAGGAUUUCCUGAUCAUGCAUUGAUUGUGAGUCUGGCUUUUGACGGGAUUUCCUGAUCAUGCAUUGAUUGUGAGUCUGGCUUUUGACAGGAUUUCCUGAUCAUGCAUUGAUUGUGAGUCUGGCUUUUGACAGGAUUUCCUGAUCAUGCAUUGAUUGUGGGUCUGGCUUUUGACAGGAUUUCCUGAUCAUGCAUUGAUUGUGAGUCUGGCUUUUGACAGGAUUUCCUGAUCAUGCAUUGAUUGUGGGUCUGGCUUUUGACAGGAUUUCCUGAUCAUGCAUUGAUUAUGAGUCUGGCUUUUGACAGGAUUUCCUGAUCAUGCAUUGAUUGUGAGUCUGGCUUUUGACAGGAUUUCCUGAUCAUGCAUUGAUUGUGGGUCUGGCUUUUGACAGGAUUUCCUGAUCAUGCAUUGAUUGUGAGUCUGGCUUUUGACAGGAUUUCCUGAUCAUGCAUUGAUUGUGAGUCUGGAUUUUGACAGGAUUUUCCUGCUGUAUCAUGUUUUCACUUCAGUAUUGUGCAGUGAUCGAAUUAUUCAUCAUUUAUUCAUCAUUUAUUCAUCACUGUCUUUGUCAUGUUUAUUAUGAGUAAUGUUAUAGGUUGAUCUUUAUGGUAUAGAUCAUGAAAUGAAAUUUGGAGCUUGAUUCUUUACACUAGUUGAAUACUGUAUGAUUGUAAUAUUGUUUUGUUGAAACAGAUGAGAACAUCUCAUGGGUAUUAUUAAAUGCUGAGCAUUGCAGAUCCAGGCUAAUGUAUUGACACACAGUCUGCUCACUAUUAUUUUGUGUUCUGAUCGGACUGUCACUGUGCAUGUCAUGAAAUGUGUAUCUCAGUAGUUUGGUGGAGAAAGUAAUCCAAUUCUUUACACCAAUUUUUAUGAUUCUCGCAGCUAUUAUAGAGGACCAACCAAAACAUUAGUUCAACUAACAGUGGCUUGAAGGUCUUUGUCCAAGUGGUGAAUAUGAUGUAUUACGAUUCAUUGUCUAUGAAACACGAUUUGCUGUACCAAAACUUGAUGCUUGUCGUAUGAAGGCACUAUUACAAUGUUGAGGGAUAGACUACAACCACAACCAAACAUGUUUAGUGAACUUGAGUCCGUCAUGCUUGUGGUCGUUUGAAAACCCCUUUACAUGAUCCAAAAAUAAUGAGUUAUCAUCCAUGCUAAUCAUGGCAUACCCAUAUGCUUAUAUACAUCCAUACAUACAUGAUACUCUUCGUGAGACAGGGGCACGGGUCGUCUAAGGUGCCGCAAUUCGCUGUGCAGAGUUGCGUCCCUUGGGCUAGCCAGAAACCUUUUAUUGUGGGUUUGAAUCCUGG
Haliotis rufescens (red abalone) is the source of this 5537-nucleotide messenger RNA. Its product is annotated as calcium channel flower homolog. Bases 86 to 616 code for a protein of 176 amino acids. Gene Ontology annotation, biological process: vesicle-mediated transport. NCBI's taxonomy places the organism in Eukaryota, Metazoa, Mollusca, Gastropoda, Lepetellida, Haliotidae. Gene Ontology annotation, cellular component: membrane. The transcript has 5 exons. The record is from RefSeq and is a predicted model, not a curated record.